This is a messenger RNA of Argentina anserina (silverweed cinquefoil), 1587 nucleotides long. RefSeq names its product probable anion transporter 3, chloroplastic. Lineage: Eukaryota; Viridiplantae; Streptophyta; Magnoliopsida; Rosales; Rosaceae. Gene Ontology annotation, biological process: transmembrane transport. The record is from RefSeq and is a predicted model, not a curated record. Gene Ontology annotation, molecular function: transmembrane transporter activity.
CUCUCUCUGUUACUGCCAUGGCGGCUCUAACUUCUGCCAAAUUUGUACUACAUUCUUCAAUACCUGAUCCACAUCCUUCUCGGUUCUCAGCCUCCCCAUCGAAUUUGAUCAAUGCAAGAGCAACCCAGUUGGGGUUUAGGACUAGAUUGCUCCAUCAAGCAAAACCCACAAAAUGGGUGGAGGGUUUUUCUUAUGGUUUAGAAAGAAACAGAGGAUCAAGAACAGAGAGGAAACCAUGGGUGGUGAAGUGUACAGCAGAGGGCAUAGAGGGGAUGUUUGUUGGGGGAAGAGAAAUAGGAGGAGAAGCCGUGAGAGUGCCUGAGAGGUUCAAGGUUGUGGUUCUAUUGGCUUGUGUGAUGUGUCUCUGUAAUGCUGACAGAGUUGUCAUGUCUGUUGCCAUUGUUCCGCUUGCAGCUCAAAAGGGUUGGACUAGUUCUUUCUUGGGUGUUGUUCAGUCAUCCUUUCUAUGGGGAUAUAUUUUUUCAUCAGUAAUCGGAGGAGCCUUAGUAGACAGAUAUGGAGGGAAGAGAGUGAUGGCAUGGGGUGUGGCCAUGUGGUCUUUGGCCACUCUCCUGAGUCCUACUACCUGGGCUGCCAACCAUUCUACAACCAGCUUAUUGGCUGUUCGUGAUUUCUUUGGACUCGCUGAAGGUGUGGCCCUGCCUUCCAUGAGCACUCUGUUAUCAAGGUGGUUCCCAACCCAUGAAAGAGCUAGUGCAGUUGGAAUGUCUGUGGCUGGGUUUCAUCUCGGCAAUGUUACCGGCUUACUACUAACUCCAGUUAUGCUGUCAUCAAUGGGAAUAAAUGGUCCCUUUAUUCUCUUCUCCUCCCUUGGACUGUUGUGGUUGUCGAUAUGGGCAUAUACAGUCACAAAUGAUCCGAAAGAGUUUUUCAUUAGCGAAUCAAAACUCCGGUUGAUCCAAGCUGGAAAAUCGGAUUCUCCGGUAAGCAAUGACAAGUUUCCACCUCUGCGACUCCUACUAUCAAAAUUACCGACUUGGAGUAUCAUUUUGGCCAAUAUAACUAACAAUUGGGGAUACUUUGUUCUGCUUUCUUGGAUGCCGGUUUAUUUCAAGACUGUAUUUAAUGUAAACUUAAAACAAGCAGCUUGGUUUAGUGCUGUUCCAUGGGGAUCAAUGGCUAUAUCCAGCUGCAUUGCCGGCACAGUAUCAGAUUCCUUGAUCAAGGCAGGCUACUCUUUGACAAUAGUCCGUAAGAUCAUGCAGUCCAUUGGUUUCAUUGGGCCUGGAAUGUCAUUGCUUUGCUUGAACUAUACCAACACACCUACGACUGCAGCAGUUCUUCUUACAGCGGCCUUAUGUUUGAGCUCUUUCAGUCAAGCUGGCUUUCUCCUCAAUAUACAAGAUAUAGCUCCCAAGUCUGCCGGAUUUCUCCAUGGCAUUUCAAAUUCAGCAGGGACAUUUGCAGCCAUAGUCAGAACAAUAGGAACAGGCUGUUUUGUUCAAUGGCUGGGAUCGUUUCAGGCAUUCCUAACUGUCACUGCAGCUCUCUAUUUCAUGGCAACCAUCUUUUGGAAUCCUUUUGCUACAGGAGAGCGAGUCUUUUAGGAUGAAAUUUCAAACAAGU